AAACACAUCAUCUCAGUUCAAAUCAUCACAAACUUCUACAGCUCGAUGAUCUCUUCAUCAACUCUCCUGCCCCAAUUAAGCAACUAUAACUGAUCUUCACUCCCCUAGAAAGAAAAGUGAAGAAAGAUGGCCGCAGCCGACGCAGCUGCAGCAAGGAAACUGACCAUCACAAGGCCAUGCAUUCUUCUCAUAGCGAUUGCUGGGACGGAGAGGUUUGUUUUCAAAGGGGUGGCCUCCAACAUGGUCACCUUUCUGACCCAAGUCGUCCGCAUGGGCAACUCGUCGGCGGCGAAAGUGGUCAACUACUGGAGCGGCGUCACCUUCGUGCUGCCGCUCGUGGUGGCGCCCUUGGCCAACUCUUACUUCCGUCAUCCUCAUCACUCCACCAUUUUCGCCUCUGCACUUGUCUAUCUUCUCGGGUUGGUUGUUUUGGCAUCAACGACCCUAAUGGGGGCCGCCGGGAUAAAGACAACCUCGGCGUCCCUCUUCUUCAUCUCGCUCGGCAACGCCGGUUAUAAACCGGCGUUACAAGCCUUGGCCGCCGAGCAGCUGGAAGACGACAGCGGCGGAGAGGAAGACAAGAGCGCCUUUUUCAAGUGGUCCUACUUCGGAGUCUGCUGCGGCUCCCUCGUGUCUUUUGUUCAAGAGACGUUCGGAUGGGGGCUCGGGUUCUCCAUUCCCGCCCUCUCCAUGCUCGCCUCCCUCCUCCUUUUCCUCUCCGCCAGUCGGUUCUUUGUUCACCGGGAUCCGGCGGCGGCGGCGGCGGGUACCACCGAAAUGGUGGUUUUGCCGUCUCACGAAUCCUCCGGCGGGGACGAGAUUGAAGUUGAAGGAGAAGAAGAAAGGCUACUGGACAUGGAGAAGAAGGGGAUGGAGAACAUCUACCAAACGGGGAGAGUGGUCUUGCGGCUCCUCCCUGUUUGGACGAUGAUGCUGCCCUUCACUGUCAUCUUCCAGCAGCCGGCCACCUUCUUCAUCAAGCAGGGAAUGCAAAUGGAGAGGAGGGUCGGAUCCCACCACUUCAGGAUCCCGCCGGCGGCCCUCCAGACCGCCAUAACCAUUUCCGUCAUCGUCCUUACGCCGGUCUACGACAGGGCAUUCGUCCCCCUCGCCCGCCGCCUGACGAAACAAGACAAGGGGGUGACCGUCCGGCAACGGAUGGGCAUCGGGAUGGUCCUGUCCGUGGCCGCCAUGGCGGCCGCCGCCCUCACGGAGGGCAAGCGGCUGGCGGCGGCGGCCGCGGCGAGGAGGGAGAUGACGAUCUUCUGGCUGCUGCCCCAGUACAUCCUACUGGGGCUCUCCGACAUCUUCGUUGUUGUCGGAAUGCAGGAGUUCUUCUACUCCGGGGUUCCGGCGACAAUGAAGACGCUGGGGUUUGCGGUGGACACCAGCGUGUUUGGUGUCGGAAGCUUCGUCGGCUCCCUCCUCAUUUUCCUUCUCGAACGCUUCACCGGCUGGCUUUCCGACGAUGUCAAUAAGGGAGGUAGUUUGGACAAGUACUACUGGUUUUUGAGCGGGUUGAGUGGUGUGAGCUUCAUCCUCUUCGUUAUCUUCUCUAAUUUAUUUCAUCAUUUGUAGUAGUCCAACAUAAUUGUGUGUACGUAGGUGUUUAAUUAGUUAUCCCCUCCUAAUUGUAAAUUUGAAAACUGGGGUUUUUCUUUUGUAAUUGAAGGUGUACGUAUAUAUGGAUAUUGGAUACUCAUCAAUGCCAUGUAGAGUUUAUUGUCACAUACGUUUAUUGAAUGAAAAUUUCUUCCAUGU
Cuscuta campestris is the source of this 1761-nucleotide messenger RNA. Lineage: Eukaryota; Viridiplantae; Streptophyta; Magnoliopsida; Solanales; Convolvulaceae. The record is from the annotation of a GenBank genome assembly.